CCCUAUGAGCUAUCGAAUUGUCGAGGUGUCGCCAACAACAACACAUCCAUAGCAAAAUCGAAAGUAAAUAGAAAAAUAGUGCAAUUUUUUCAUAUUCUGACGACAAAAUGGUAUCGCGUUUCGAUCAGCAAAAAACCAAGCACCAGCUCUUCCAUGUGUCGAUCAGUCUGGCUACCAUAUUGAUAUGCAUGACCUACAUGCAAUAUCGCCGGAAUUGGGCUCAUCUCGGAAGCUUUUGGGACUCCCUGAUUGUUCCGAUUGUGUUUAUUGGUGAACUGCUGAAAGUAAUACUAGCCCGGUUCUUUGGGCGCAUUGAGGACGGCGUGCUAACUGCCAAACAGCGACAGAAAAAAGCUGCAUACUUCACGCCACGCGAACUGCUCGGCGGUCUAACGUUGCAAUUUCUGUGCACACUGCUCUACGCAUUUAUUUGCAUCAUUCUGGGUGCACCUGUGUUGGCGAACUAUGAGCAGACGUUCGUGUUGUCGCUGCUAAUGACUCUGCUCACAGUUUCACCGACUGUUUUCCUACUCGGCGGCGGAGGCGCCUUGCAAGUGUGCUUCUGUGAAAAGCCAGACUUCAUAACCAAGUGCGAGGACACGGCGCUGCAUUUAUUCAAGUACAAUGCACUUGGCGGCAUUCUGGGCGCCUGGGCUGGCAGUGUGGUGGCUCCGCUGGACUGGGGACGCGACUGGCAGGCCUAUCCCAUACCGAAUGUGAUUGGAGCCCUGCUGGGCAGCGCUCUGGGCAAUAUUUAUGCUUGUACACAUGUGUUGUAUGCGUGUGGACGCGUUUACAUGAGCAAGAAACGUGCUUAAGGCCAAUAAUGUAAUCAAUAAAUCCUGCCACAAAACAAAAAAGAAGUUUACGUUGCGCUGCCAUCACACCCACAUCUAAUGAAGCGAAUCGCAUCGUUGUGUCUAGUCAACAGCUUAUGAUUUACAUACCUACACAUACAUAUACCAAAAAGCAAUUAACAAUACUUUAAUGUUACAAGUUUAAGCAAUUUAUUAGCGUGUAUAAUUAAUUCAUUUUUAAAUCAAUCAACUAAUAAACUAACAAUUAACACA
Drosophila mojavensis is the source of this 1070-nucleotide messenger RNA. RefSeq lists its product as uncharacterized. Gene Ontology annotation, biological process: GPI anchor biosynthetic process. Gene Ontology annotation, cellular component: endoplasmic reticulum membrane. NCBI's taxonomy places the organism in Eukaryota, Metazoa, Arthropoda, Insecta, Diptera, Drosophilidae. The record is from RefSeq and is a predicted model, not a curated record. Bases 108 to 818 code for a protein of 236 amino acids. The transcript has a single exon.